AUGUCAGAUAACGAUGAUGAUUACAUGUGCGAAGAGGAGGAGGACUAUGGUUUGGAAUAUUCAGAAGACAGUAAUUCAGAACCAGAUGUUGAUCUUGAAAAUCAGUACUAUAACAGUAAAGCAUUAAAAGAAGACGAACCAAAGGCUGCUUUAGUGAGCUUCCAAAAAGUCCUGGAACUUGAAGGUGGUGAUAAAGGAGAAUGGGGCUUCAAAGCCCUGAAGCAAAUGAUAAAAAUUAAUUUUAAACUGGGUAAUUUCACAGAAAUGAUGGCCCGUUAUAAACAAUUACUCACAUAUAUUAAAAGUGCUGUCACAAGGAACCAUUCAGAAAAAUCAAUCAAUUCCAUUUUGGACUACAUCUCUACAUCAAGAAAUAUGGAGUUACUUCAAGAUUUCUAUGAAACUACAUUAGAAGCACUGAAAGAUGCAAAGAAUGACAGGUUGUGGUUCAAAACAAAUACAAAGCUUGGAAAAUUAUACUAUGACCGAGGAGACUUCAACAAGUUAGCUAAGAUAUUAAAGCAGCUUCAUCAGAGUUGUCAGACUGAUGAAGGUGAGGAUGACCUUAAGAAAGGCACCCAACUGUUGGAGAUCUACGCUCUGGAGAUUCAAAUGUACACGGCCCAAAAGAACAACAAGAAGUUGAAGGCAUUAUAUGAGCAGUCUCUGCAUAUCAAGUCUGCAAUACCGCAUCCACUCAUAAUGGGCGUCAUUAGAGAGUGUGGUGGUAAGAUGCAUCUGCGCGAAGGCGAGUUCGAGAAGGCGCACACGGAUUUCUUUGAGGCGUUCAAAAACUACGACGAAUCCGGCAGCCCACGGCGAACCACUUGCCUCAAGUACCUCGUCCUAGCUAACAUGCUCAUGAAGUCCGGCAUCAACCCUUUCGACUCCCAAGAGGCGAAGCCAUAUAAAAACGAUCCAGAGAUUCUCGCCAUGACGAACCUGGUGAUGGCGUACCAGAACAAUGACAUCAAUGACUUCGAAUCCAUACUGAAACACAACAGGAACAAUAUAAUGGAUGACCCCUUCAUCAGAGAGCACAUUGAGGAUUUGUUGAGGAACAUCAGAACCCAAGUGCUGAUCAAACUGAUUGGCCCCUACACCCGCAUCCACAUACCAUUCAUAUCUAAGGAGCUGAACAUUGACGAGAAGGAAGUGGAGAAUCUUCUUGUCACAUGUAUUUUGGAUAACACGAUCAGUGGCCGCAUCGACCAGGUGAACGCGGUGCUGGAGCUGGCGAGUGGGGCCCGUGGCGCGGCGCGCUACUCCGCCCUGGACAAGUGGACCACCCAGCUGGCCGCGCUCCACCACGCGCUGGCCAACAAGAUGGCA
Molecule: messenger RNA, 1332 nt
Organism: Iphiclides podalirius (scarce swallowtail)
Lineage: Eukaryota; Metazoa; Arthropoda; Insecta; Lepidoptera; Papilionidae
Source: the annotation of a GenBank genome assembly